Molecule: messenger RNA, 4477 nt
Organism: Protobothrops mucrosquamatus (brown spotted pit viper)
Lineage: Eukaryota; Metazoa; Chordata; Lepidosauria; Squamata; Viperidae
Product: zinc finger protein 318
Exons: 7
Coding region: 63-2405 (780 amino acids)
Biological process (GO): negative regulation of DNA-templated transcription; positive regulation of DNA-templated transcription
Cellular component (GO): nucleoplasm
Source: RefSeq, a predicted model, not a curated record
AGGAUCGGUGAACGGGGCUGGGGACGGUUCCGUGGACGCUUAAAGCUGUGGAGGCCACCGUCAUGUAUCGUCCCGGGAGCAGCCCCCCGGCCACGAGAGUUCAACGGUCCCGGCUCGGCCCCAUCGACUCCUCUCGCGGGUUUGGGUCACGCUCCCGCUCCCCCUCUCCGAGGGGUCGCCACCACCGCUCCCCGCCUAGCCGUCGCUCUUCCCAUCGUUCUCAUCGCUCGCCUUCCCCGCGCCGUUUCAGCAGGACAUAUUCACUGGAUCAGCCCUCAUAUUCUCCAAGGCAGCGCUCACGUUCUCCACGCCAACGUUCGGGAUCUUCAGUGGAAAAAUACUUGCGGGCCUUAAUUGAAAAUGGCACAAGCUCAUCAGCUGAUAAUCUGAGCAAUGUGAACAGGGAUAACUCGUCUGAUGGUCCAAUAUUUAGCAGAGCCCUUUCACAUCCUUGGAAUCUUGAGAGAGGUUUCUUUCAUGAGGAGAAUUCUUCAAGACUGUUCAGCAUGGGACAUGAUAAGGACUAUUACAAUAGGGAUAUUUUUGGAGCUCAACUGGACCGAAGCAUAAACAGUGAACUUCUACAGGAUCAAUCAAGAGAAAAUUAUAGGGGUGGGGAGCAAGAUUCAAAAUACUUUCAAUACGACAGAAAAGAUAGACUCUUUGAUGAAAGCAUAAAAUCUCAGGCUUUAUUGGCAGAAACAGAGAAGUAUCGUAAACAAAGCCCUAACAGAAGCCUAAACCUGAUGGACGUGGAUGAAGAUUUUCAUAAACUUGAAAGAAUUAGGAGAAAAAGAGAAGAAGAUUUGCAAAGGAGAAACAUUAGAACUGACUACCCAAUUCCUGAUUCAGCUAAUCAAGAACAGUCUUCUAAAUCUCGACACCAUUAUAGAUCUGAAAAAACACCUGCAGUCCCCUUAAAAUCUAUACUGAAGAAACGUUCAGAUGAUUCUUCUACACAGGACUCUGGGAAUUUUUCAAAGGAAAAGGAGCCUCCUGAGUCAACAUUAGAGUCUGUCAACCAACAUGGUGACUUCCUGCUGCCUCAUGAAAGAGCCAGUCAAGAUGGGAGUGGUUUUUCGAGUACUGUAGGUACAGUGAUUGAUUCUACUUAUACUCCAGAUAAAAGACUGGAUCCUUUCCCUGAUAAUAUAGAAGAUGAAGAGAAAUUUCUUUAUGGUGAUGAUGAUGGUGAUUCAAAUAACUCUCUCCCCUCUCAAAAGCUAAUGCUGAGUGAAAAGAAAGAACCUGUAACUGAGAAAGUAAAUUCUCCACCUCCUGCAAGUCUAUCUGUAAAACCAGAGAUUUUGGAACAGUCCAGCCCGGAAUAUGACAAGAUCCGUGACUUGCUUAAAACUAUUGGUUUGGACAUUGGAGUGGCUGAAGUAGGUAAGCUUGCUGCUCGCACGGAAGAAAGACUCUAUGGAAAAAAAACAACUUACUCUCCAGAUCAUCAUUCAGUGGCAAAUCAUAAAGCAGAGUUGUGGAAGAGGCAGAAACAUUCUCUAUCACCAUUUGAUUCUUUUCCAUCAGCUAAAGCUAAUAACAUCACUAAAUUAGGGCAAAAUAAUCCUACUGGCACAUGUGAGCAAUCUGGUGUUCCAGGAUGUUUAAUCCCAUCAGCUCCACCUUCUUUUCUUGAUAUUCCUCCUGGGCCCACCUCUGCUUCCUGUCAGAAUGUUCCAUAUGUCUCUACGUUUACUCCAAAUCGGUUCUUUCCAAACUGUGCUUCUCUCCCAGUAGUCUUACCUAACUAUGAUGUAUACCAGCGCCACAUGGGUUAUGCAACUUCUGGCUGGUGUGCUCAGCAAGUGAACUCUGUAUGUCCAAAUAAACCUCAGGUUGCCAACCUUGCCAAACUAAAAGGUAAAUGUACAAAUCCCAACCUCAGAAUUAUUAAUACAACUGCCAUCACCAAAAAUCCAUCUCAAGCAGCUUCUACCAUGGUUCCCCGGCGAACCAGGUGUAAAAAAAGGGCCAAGCGAAGAAAAUGUGAUGAAAAAAAUCAAACUCCUCUGAUGCAAAUGAUAAUAAAGGAAAGAGAAGCGUUGGAAUGUACACAAAUAUCACAACAGAAUAAACUUUUUUAUCAGAAGAUUGAAUUAGAUAGGCUUUCAGAACAGCAAGUAAUGAUGUUGUUGAAGAAAGGAAAAAAGGAAGACCCUUUGCUUAUGGAACUGAGCAAAUUGAAAGAAAACAUUGCAAAAGAGGUUGCUCGACUGGAAAUGAGUAUUAACGCUAUAAAGGAGAAACAGGGCGAACUUAAUAAAGUAGCUCAUAUCAUAGAGACGAAUGAUUUUGAAAACUCCGAGAAAUUAUCUUCAGAAAAUAAAGAUUCAUCAGAAAACAACCUACAAAAUAAUCCCCAAAGUGAAGAGAGAACUUUUGACUCAGUCAAGUCAUAAGGAAGUGAUUGCUUACCUGGAGUAAGGACAGAAUACAGCAGAAGGAAAAACCUAAAGACUGUUCCAUACCUGACCUGACUCUAGCUUUUAGAAGCUGUGGUAAGAUUUUGAGAUGAAGACUACAAUUCUUGAGAAUAUUUUUAUUCUGUCAUGAUUUCAAGCACUAUAUUUUAUUCAGAUUUGUUUUAUGUUUCAAGAAAAGUAAAAAAAAGUUAAGAAAUUUUGUCUCUUGGCUCAUUAAAUAUCAGUAUAAUAUAUCUUAUCAAUGGCAUCUCCUCAAAGGAGGUAAUAAAGUUCUAUGUUUUCUGAAUAGCUGAAAGUUUCCUUAAAUUGGAGAUAAUCUGAAAGGUUAUUGCAAUCUAAUUUUCAGGUUGCAGUUUUGAGAACACUUGAUUAAUUUUUGUUAAUAGGUUGCCACAGCCCUCAAAACCUUUCAGGAGAGGGUUUAUGUGUAUAAAAAAUGAUAACAGGAAGCUUAAUGUGUUUGUUAUGAGAAAGUAACAGCAUCACUCAUAUUUCUUCCCUAGAUAAUGUCCCCCUAUGAUGCUUCCUGUUAUCCAUAUUAUUCCACUUUAAAAGAAUGGAUUUUUAAAGAACAUUUUAAAAGAAUAUUCUGAUGCCACAUUCUUCUAUGAGUACAUUGUAUGACGUGAUAGCCUAAGAAAGUAGUCAUGGUGCCAUAUUUAUUUCUCCCUGGUCAGAAAAAAGUGUUUUUUAAAAAAGCUUUUCCUCCUGACAUUUACAACAUAGGUCUCCAACACUGGAUGCCUUCAGAAAACUUUAAUAAGUGAAACAGAUCUUCUCUGUUUUUUAGCAUUUUAUUAGUUAUGGCUUUGCUGAAAUGUAUCUCACAAUUUUAAGUUUAACUAUUUAAUCUUCCUGUAAACGUUUGGGUAUUUGGGCAUUUGGAAAACAAAACAUCACAGAGCUUAUGUUUUUACACUACUUCCUUGAAUGUAAUGUAAAGACAACAAUGAAAAAUUUUAAGAAAUAAAAAGGAUUUUAAAAAGGAAGGAAGAUAGGAAAAUAGCCACAUAUAUAAUCUGAACAGAGGAGUGAAAAAGUGGAUUAAGAUCUACUAUUAAGUAUGGUGAACACAUAUUGAAAAUAAUUACUGCUUGUUAGCAAAUGCUCAAACAUACCAGUUUCUUUUGAGUAAUAUAAUGUACUUUUAAAUUCCUAUGUACCAUCUGUUAUUGACCAUUCUGAUACUGACUUGGCAAAGUAUAGUAGUGGAAUGUUUCUUUGUCAGAAAAAACAGGCCAUCAUUUGAACUGAACAUAAAAGUGAAGCUAUCCUUAUUCACUUUAGAAACAAUUUAAAAUGAGAAAUAAAAAAUUAUGAUAUGGGAGAAGAAAAUAACAUUAAAAUAAAACUAAAAGAAGAAUAUCUUAAGGAUUCAGAUGGGAACAAGUGAGCACUAUGUCUGAUCUGCAUUGAAGAAUCAAGAAACUCAAGAGAACUAAUCUGUUUUCAUUUUUUUAAAGAUUAUGUGGUACCUGCAUUCCAUGGAUUAGAAUGUACUUUAGGAGUACUUACAAUAUAGGAACUGCAAUAGGGAUAUAUAGUUCUAAUUAAAUAGCUUUUUAUGUUUGUUCAUCUCAACUAAAUUGAAAAUGUCCAAGCAAGGGGGGAAAAAUGUAUGCUGGCAAAAUUAUAUAAGUGCAGCAAACUUUCAUUUAAAAAAAUAAAAUAAAAAUCCUGAUUAUUCUAGUGAGAUUUCAUGGCAAUAACGUAUAACAUUAUGGUGAGAUUAGAGGCCAGAUUGUGAAUUCUAGUCAGUGAAGUGUCUCUGGAAAAAAAUAAUUGUGAAAUCACUCAUUUGCACUCUGGACAGCUGCUCCUUUUAAGUAAACUGUAGGAACUGGGGUUUCUUUAGUUGGUUUAUGAGCUGAGCAGUAGAGGGUUGAGGGAUUUCCAUCAAGCUUACAAACAUCAAUAUUUCCUUUAUGGACACACAGUUCUGCUGAACCUCAUAUCUUAAUCAUUUUUGGUUUUUAAUAAACUUAGAGCUAAAGACAGGUUUUCUAGGUGACAGGAUAAGAUUUCACUUAGUUACUACUUUUUCUGGA